Molecule: messenger RNA, 1887 nt
Organism: Acytostelium subglobosum LB1
Lineage: Eukaryota; Evosea; Eumycetozoa; Acytosteliales; Acytosteliaceae
Exons: 3
Coding region: 1-1887 (628 amino acids)
Biological process (GO): prolyl-tRNA aminoacylation
Cellular component (GO): mitochondrion; cytoplasm
Molecular function (GO): proline-tRNA ligase activity; ATP binding
Source: RefSeq, a predicted model, not a curated record
AUGUUGGGUAUAAGGUUGUCCACACAUGGUGUAUCAACAGCCCUCAGGGCACUUCGAUAUCAAUCAUUGGUUGGCUCAUCAUCAUCAUCAACAUCACUUCUUCAGUUGAACAAUCACAAGACAUACUACCCCUACUUCUGCACAUCCUCAAGUACAACUACAACAUCAUCAGAUGUUUCUAAUGAACAACAACAUGAACAACAACAACAUCAACAACAACAACAUCAUCUUAAUCAACUCAACAAUACUACAACAGCAUAUCGUAUAUUACGAUCAAAGUUAUUCAUACCAAUGCAGAAGGAUAAACCAACUGAUAGUGAAAUGAUCAAGAGUCAUCUGUUGAUGGAAAAGACUGGCAUGGUUAGAAAGGCUGCAUUGGGAAUGUAUAUGAACCUACCAUUGGCACACAGGGUCUUGGAGAACCUUACACGAAUCAUUGACGAGGAGAUGAUGAACAUUGGCGGACAAAAACUAUCAAUGCCCAAGCUACUCACCAAACAACUUUGGGAGAAGACCGGUCGAUGGGAGUCAUCAGGAGACGAGUUGAUUAAGGUUAAGGAUAGAAGAGGCGAUGAAUACUGUUUGGCACCAACACACGAGGAGAUAUUCACUGAUGUGAUCGCGAAUGAGAGAUUACCAUCAUCAAGCAUGCCAAUGUUAUUGUAUCAGAUUGGCGAUAAGUAUCGUGAUGAGAUCAGGCCAAGAUUCGGCCUGCUUCGUUGCCGCGAGUUCUUGAUGAAGGAUAUGUACACAUUCGAUCGCACGCCAGAGGAGGCCGAGGCAACAUAUGAGAUUGUAAAGGGCGCCUAUCAUCGCAUCUUCUCGCGACUGGGCGUCAAGUACAUAUGUGUCGCGGCCGACUCGGGCAACAUUGGUGGCUCGCUCUCACAUGAGUUCCAGAUCAUUACGGACGUCGGCGAGGACGACGUGAUCACAUGCUCCAGCUGUGACUACGCGGCCAACGUCGAGAAGGCCGACGGCAUCGCACACGUCAAGUACGAUCCAACCUGCUCGAUCGUUCAAUCAUUGGCCAAGGUCAAGUCCAAUGAGGGUGCGCUCGCCAUCGCUUCAGUGUGGACGGCCGCGGCGGACAAGGCCAACCUCUACUCUGUCAAGCCAUACUUCAAGGACAUUGGAGUGUUCGAAGAGAUCACCAAGGAACAGAUGUUGGCGCUUGACCCAAGCGUACCAGUGCAGACAUUCAUCGACGAAUCAAUCAAGGGCAACCAGAAACUGUUGCACAACGUCUUCAAAAACAACCUCCCCGACGACGCCAUCACUGGACGCUUCAGGAGCGCCACUUCGGGCGACCUAUGUGUGCAGCCAUCAUGCAAUGGAGGCACAUUCAUCAAGAAGCGUGGCAUAGAGGUGGGCCACAUCUUUUACUUGGGCACAAAGUACUCCAAGCCACUGAACGCAGAGUAUCGUAACAAAAAUGGCGAGAGCGUGCCCAUGGAGAUGGGCUGCUAUGGCAUUGGAGUCAGUCGUCUGAUGGCCGCACUCAUCGAGUCCCACCACACUGAGGAGCAGGGCAUCGUAUGGCCACUACAACUGGCGCCAUACAAGGCAAUCAUCCUACCCAACGCCAACAAGGCCAAUGAUACCAAUCUGCACCGCGCCACAUACUUGUACGACAUCUUGAUGCGUGAGCCACUGUUGAGGAAUCAGAUAUUCAUCGAUGAUCGUCUGGACGUGCAAUUCCCGCGACGUAUCAAAGAGGCCACACUCAUUGGCGUGCCAUAUCUCAUCUUUAUUCGUCCAAACAAGCAUCAGAAUGAAAAAGGAGAGGUGGAGGACGAGUACGAACUAGUGGACCGCAGGACUGACGAGAAGUCUAUAUUCACAAUCGUGGAACUAUUGUACUUCUUCAGAUUCAAGCUUCAAUAA